Messenger RNA from Rotaria sordida, 1635 nucleotides. The record is from the annotation of a GenBank genome assembly. Lineage: Eukaryota; Metazoa; Rotifera; Eurotatoria; Philodinida; Philodinidae.
AUGAAUUACCCGCACCGAAUUCAACCUAUUCUUUAUACAUGUGAUUAUCUUAUUGAGAAUUUAUCAGCAGGUAUUUAUUCAGUCUUUGCAUUUGAAGACUGUGACGAAGCUCAUGGAUCCUUUUGUUAUCCUCAAAAACAAGCAUUCGGAUGGAGUACCAGUGAAAUACUCAGUAAAUGGACUCAACAUACUAUCUAUAAUUCAAAUACAGCUAUUAUAAAUGCUAAUAUUAUACUGCGUAAACCACAUUCAUUCUUCUCUGCUGGCUAUCCGAUCAAAACGGAAACUGCACGAUUUUAUACAAUCAAUCGAAUUCCCAUCUUACAGUUGAAUUCAACGACACCUGUUGAUCGUGGUUAUUCACAUGGGUAUUUAUUAGCUCCCCAUAUACUCGAUUGGUUUUAUUUCUACUUAUUAGAAGAGAAUUUCGAAUCAAUAUCUAAAUAUCAAGAAUUCUAUGCAUUGGUGGAUCCAGCUUCAAACUUCUUUCAUUAUCCUGUCGAUUAUUUGCUCGAAAUUCAAGGAAUCAUUCAAGGAAUGCAAGCACGGACGGAUUGUAAUUUAUUUCUCUAUGAAUUCGAUCGACCUUUUGAUCGUAUUGAUUUGCUUGCAAUGAAUUCAUAUAUUGAGAGGCGAACAAUAAAAACAGAUCCUCGGACAGAUGAGAUGGUAAAAAGUACCAUCGACGAUGCUGUCAAUUAUCCCAAUUGUAGUCAAGUUGUUGUAUGGAAUCGUUUAACGACUGAUAAACGAAUAAUUGCAGGUCGUAAUAUGGAUGGUGAAUGUGAUAUUCGUCGUGUCACUGUAUCAACUACUGUUUUGUUUGCUGUGAACAGUUCAGAUAAAUCUAAACAAUAUCGUUAUAUUAGUUUAAUGUGGCCUGGUAUGAUUGGCACACUAUCAGGAAUAAAUGAAACAGGCUUAUAUUGUAUGGAAAAUGCUGGACCAUCUCAAAUAGGAGGUCAAAUCAAAGGCUUAACACCAGUUUCCUAUAUUGCUACUCAUGUAUUAAGAACUUUGAAUGCUCACUUCGCCACUAUAACUGAAGUGAAAAAUGCUUUCGAAGCAUUCGUAUCUGAUCCAAUACUCAACAAUGAUUCAAAAAUAUGGCCGAUCAAAAGAGCUCCAAGUGAAUUGAAAGGUCCAAUAUGUGGUCCUGGAAGUGUGUUUGUACUAACUACAAUGUCGAAUGAAGGUGGCAAUGCAUGUGUAUUAGAAGGUGAUCGAUAUGGUGGACGUAUCAGAACAUCAAUGCAAGCAAUACCUCUAAUACCUGAUUGUAUAAUAGCAACGAAUCAUUUUCAUCUUUAUGAUUUUACUUCUUCAUUGCAUGAUAAACAUUGUAAUUUUGACUCGGAUGUAAGCUUUAGUUCACUGCAUCGAUAUGAAAGUAUGAGACAUCGAUUAGAAAUGGAAUUUCGCUUAAAAUCGAAUGUCGUUCAUUUAAAUGUUGAAAAUAUUCUUUCACUAUUACAAUCAGCAUGUGAAGGUCGAACUGAACAUACAAUCGAGGUUGAACUUGAAACGAAUGGUAAUAUUACAAUUCAUGUUCAUUUGGCAGCGUCCAUAUUUGGACUAUGGUAUGUACCAUAUGAGCCUGCACGCACAAUUCAAUUCGAAGAUUUAUUUACAUGA